AACACCAAGUCGCAUCAACAUUUCAACUGUAACCUCUCCCUUCUUAUUCCCACACUUCUCCAUUCUCUCCUCCGCGCUCAGGCCACGAUGGAAGUUGCUGCCGCGAAGCAACUCCUCCCGUCCAUGGCGCGGGACCCCAACUCCCCCUCCUCCUCCACCUCCUCGUCUUCCCCGUCCUCCGCCGCGGCCUCCCCGACGACGGCGGCCUCCCACCACCGGCUGCCUUCUUCUUCCCACUCCCAAGCACUCCCGCCUUCGCCCAGGCCUGUCACCGUCCCGCGUACCAUCGACACCACCCCGUUCCCCACCACGUUCGUCCAGGCCGACACCGCCUCCUUCAAGCAGGUCGUCCAGAUGCUCACCGGCUCCGACACGCCGUCGUCGACCCAGAGCCAGAGGCCGCCGGCCAAGAGCCACCACCAGCACGGUGGUGGUGGCGGGCAAGCCGGUGGUGUCGCCUCCUGCCGGCCCAAGAAGCCGGCGUUCAAGCUGUACGAGCGCCGGAGCGUCCACAAGAACCUGAAGAUGAUCGCGCCGCUCGCGAUGGCGGCGGCCGCGGCGGCGGGGGCGUCGCCGAGGAAGGCGGCGCAGGAGGUGCUGUCGCCGAGCGUGCUCGACUUCCCGUCCCUGGCGCUCAGCCCUGUCACGCCGCUGGUGGCCGACCCCUUCAACCGGUCCCCGGCGUCGGCGUCGGCGUCGGCUUCACCGGCGGAGGAGGAGGCGGCGGCCAUCGCGCAGAAGGGGUUCUUCCUGCACCCGUCGCCGAGGAGCGCCGAGCCGCCGCGGCUCCUGCCGCUCUUCCCCGUCACGUCCCCGAGGGUUGCCACCGCCGCCGCCUCGCCGGCGUUGCAGUGAUCAGCCUACGCACGUCGCCGCUGCUAGAUUAAUUAUAUAUGAGCACUGCUCCGCAGUAUGUAUUGUUCGUACUCGUUCUUGGUGCUUGCUGUAAUUUUUUCUCACUUCAUUGAGCGAUUGCUCGCCAAGAAACAACGGAAAGAAACAAUCUUUGAGUUCUAGCUGUGCCUAAUUCAGCCUCUGUUUACGCCACUAAUUCUGCUGAUUAAUUUCAUUUGG
Molecule: messenger RNA, 1074 nt
Organism: Oryza brachyantha (malo sina)
Lineage: Eukaryota; Viridiplantae; Streptophyta; Magnoliopsida; Poales; Poaceae
Product: VQ motif-containing protein 4-like
Exons: 1
Coding region: 88-855 (255 amino acids)
Source: RefSeq, a predicted model, not a curated record